This is a messenger RNA of Adineta ricciae, 1221 nucleotides long. NCBI's taxonomy places the organism in Eukaryota, Metazoa, Rotifera, Eurotatoria, Adinetida, Adinetidae. The record is from the annotation of a GenBank genome assembly.
AUGAAACAUUCAGCAUCCUUACAACUAAAUCCUGCAAUAGCACUGCUGUAUGAAAGUAUAAUGACUGAAGUAUCCUUAAAUCCAUACAAAUUAGAAUAUUAUCAACACUGGGGUGGUUUAUCACUCCUCGGUGGUUAUAGUGCGUAUAUUGGUGCAGCCGUUAUUAUUGAUACGGCUCCUGUUGCUGUUCCACUUUUGCUUGCGAGUGCGCUAGGAAUGAUAACUCUUGGCAUGAUAAAUGUGCAUUGGCUUGACCAAGCAGAGAAGAAUUGCAUCACGAGUGUAAACGAAGCAAUGCAUAAUCAUUUAGCGGAUAAGCUGACAACAUUUUCUGAGUCACGUCUCCAAAUGAUCAUCGCCAAGAUCGAUAAAAUGAUGAAUGAAUUAACGUCUUUAUCAAAUGUACAAAUACAAGCUUUAACCAAAUUUACGAAUACAUACAAGUUGACAAUGAACAAACUCUAUCUGAACUUACAGAGCGAACUAUUCAAAUUGACAUAUCCAGAAUAUGAAAUUUCUGAGGAAAAAUUGAUCCCACGUACUUUUGAAACAUUUCGCACAACAUUAUUUCUGUCGGAUAAGACAAGAUUUGAUUUAGCAGCAGCCAAGGUUCCGCUUCAGCAAUUUGACAUAGAACAUUUUCAUUGUUUGAAACAACUCAAUCAUUCGAAUAUUGGCAAAUAUUAUGGCAUUUUAAAGUGUGUGUCUGAAGAAGAUUUUUAUUACAUAAUUAUAGAUAAAAUGGACGGUGAUUUGAGUACGGAUGGUCGAAAACAUUUAUCAGAAAUGAAGGAGAACCAAAUUUCAGAUAUUUUAUAUCAGAUAACUGACGCUUUACGCUACAUUCAUGAUCGAUGUUUGAUACAUAGUAAUGUGAAUCCAGCAAAUAUUUUCUUCAAAAACCUCGGUGAUCAAUUUUUAUUUUAUCUCGGAAAUUUUUCUUACUUACUUUUUGACCCGAUGAUUCCAUGUGGCACUUCUAAAUAUACUGCACCUGAGUUUACCGAUCGAAGUUUAGGACCAGUUACUCAUAAAUCAGAUAUUUAUUCAUGGGGUGUCACAAUUAAAGAGCUGGUGGGUUGCGUACCUUAUAAUACAGUUUCCAAUAGUGAGAAACUCAAUCGAUGGUUAGAAAUCGUCGAUCAUUGCACGAAAAGUUGCCCAGCAGAUAGACCAUCUUGCAAAAAAAUUCUAGAAGCAUGCAAGUUAUCGGCUAAUUAA